Molecule: messenger RNA, 1981 nt
Organism: Erinaceus europaeus (western European hedgehog)
Lineage: Eukaryota; Metazoa; Chordata; Mammalia; Eulipotyphla; Erinaceidae
Gene: SGSH
Product: N-sulfoglucosamine sulfohydrolase
Exons: 8
Coding region: 30-1562 (510 amino acids)
Biological process (GO): glycosaminoglycan catabolic process; heparan sulfate proteoglycan catabolic process
Molecular function (GO): N-sulfoglucosamine sulfohydrolase activity
Source: RefSeq, a predicted model, not a curated record
AUUGGGCGGGGCCUGUUCGAGCUGCCGCCAUGCUCCGCCCGGGGCUGUUGUGCUGCGCGCUGCUGCUCCGGCUGGGGCUUUGCCGCGGUCACUGGGCGCGGCCUCGGAACGUGCUGUUGCUUCUGGCGGACGAUGGAGGCUUUGAGAGUGGCACCUACAACAACAGCGCCAUCCAAACCCCACACAUGGAUGCGCUGGCCCGCCGCAGCCUCACCUUCCGUAAUGCCUUCACCUCUGUCAGCAGCUGCUCCCCCAGCCGCGCCAGCCUUCUCACCGGCCUGCCCCAACACCAGAAUGGAAUGUACGGCCUCCACCAGGAUGUCCACCACUUCAACUCCUUUGACGGCGUGCAGAGCCUGCCAUUGCUGCUCAGCCAAGCUGGUAUCCGCACAGUGCUCCUGUCUGCAGGCAUCAUUGGGAAGAAGCACGUGGGGCCCGAGGCCGUGUACCCCUUUGACUUUGCCCACACGGAGGAGAACGACUCCGUCCUGCAGGUGGGGCGUAACAUCACCAGGAUGAAGCUGCUGGUGCGGAAGUUCCUGCAGAUGCAGGAUGACAGGUCCUUCUUCCUCUACAUGGCCUUCCAUGACCCCCACCGCUGUGGCCACUCCCAGCCCCAGUAUGGGCCCUUCUGUGAGAAGUUUGGCAACGGGGAGCCAGGCAUGGGGUGGAUCCCAGACUGGACACCCCAGACCUACCACCCACAGGAUGUGCUGGUGCCUUAUUUUGUCCCUGACACCCCAGCAGCUCGAGCAGACCUAGCUGCCCAGUACACCACCAUCGGGCGCAUGGACCAAGGCAUUGGGCUGGUGUUGCAGGAGCUGCAGGGAGCUGGUGUUCUAAACAACACCCUGGUGAUCUUCACGUCUGACAACGGCAUCCCUUUCCCCAGCGGCAGGACCAACCUGUACUGGCCAGGCAUCGCAGAGCCCCUGCUGGUGUCAUCCCCGGAGCACCGGCAGCGCUGGGGCCAGGUCAGCGAGGCCUAUGUGAGCCUUCUAGACCUCACACCCACCAUCCUGGACUGGCUCUCUGUGCCCUACCCCAGCUACACCAUCUUUGGCAAGAAGACCGUGCAGCUCACAGGCCGCUCCCUCCUACCCGCGCUGGAGGCUGAGCCCCCCUGGGUCACUGUGUUCAGCAGCCAGAGCCAUCAUGAGGUCACUAUGGCCUACCCCAUGCGCUCUGUGCAGCAUGGGGACUUCCACCUCGUGCACAACCUGCACUUCAAGAUGCCCUUCCCCGUGGACCAGGAUUUCUACGUCUCGCCCACCUUCCAGGACCUCCUGAACCGCUCAGUGGCCGGCCAGCCCACAGCUUGGUACAAGGACCUUCACUGCUACUACUACCGGGACCGCUGGGAGCUCUACAACUGGCGCAGGGACCCCCACGAGACACACAACCUGGCGGCUGACCCAAGCCACACCCAGGUCCUGGAGCUCCUGCAGGCCCAGCUGGCCAAGUGGCAGUGGGACACCCAGGACCCUUGGGUGUGUGCACCCGAUGGUGUCUUGGAAGAUAAGCCAUUUCCCCAGUGCCGGCCUCUGCACAACGAGCUCUGAGGACCCCUAGCUUGCCCAGGGCCUCUGCCUAGUGGGAUGUGAGCACAGGAAUUCCAGGGGAACCCCCCAAACAGGAUAGGGUGGUCUGGAUAGAGGAAUCUUGUUUCUGAGAAGGUUUGGGGACCUGCAGGUAGAAGACCCAGGACUCUGGGGUGGGGGAGGGUGUGCCCAGACAUCCUGUGUCCUGGCCAAGAGAAGGGACUUUCAUAUGCCCUCAGGGGUCAGGACCAUCCUCCUCUGGUUUUAAUCGCCCCUGGUCUGGAGGAAGUGCUGAGUGAGCCUUGGGUUUCUGUCUGUUUCCUUCUCUGCCUGAGGUAGGUCCCUCCCUGCCCCACUGUCCAUCCCCUCCGCUCCUCAAUCAACCACCCUGGCCCUGGCAGACCAGAGCGCUAUAAAUAUAUUUCUAUUUUUGCAAAAUG